This is a messenger RNA of Saccostrea cuccullata (small rock oyster), 953 nucleotides long. RefSeq lists its product as uncharacterized. The coding region runs from base 6 to 710 and encodes 234 amino acids. The transcript is spliced from 4 exons. The record is from RefSeq and is a predicted model, not a curated record. Lineage: Eukaryota; Metazoa; Mollusca; Bivalvia; Ostreida; Ostreidae.
GAAAUAUGGAUCGGAAUGUGACAUUCCGAUCAGUGUCAGCCUGUCCCAAAGACGCUCUCACUUGGCUGAGCAACGGCAUCAAGUUACAGUGCCCGAAUGAUACCUAUGGUAGGAACCUGUAUCAGUGUGUACCUAAUGAUGACAGAUCCUCACUGGUGGAAUUUUGUUCUAAAUCGAGUAUUGCCAGAUUUGAAGCAAAUUUCUGCCCUUAUGCUGUAUCUUCCGGUUACUUAGACGCCAUCAACUGCUCCACUUUUCUCAAAGGUUGUCCGAGAGAACCUUACCUAAACAAUGAAGUUUACAAAUAUCCAGCUUGCUUGGAAAUAAAUCCACAACAACGCUGCUAUUUGUCAAUUGAAAACUGUUUAAACAAAACGAGUAAGGAAGUACCAAAAUCCACAACUUAUAUUCAACUAACUGACUUCUCAUCAUAUAGCCUGUCCACAGACAGCUUUAAUCCGACCUCGGUGUCACCAGACAGUACUUCUAAUUUGCAGCCGGGGAUUGAGACCGUACCUAUAAUUGCUGGAGUAGUCUCACCAUUGAUCGUACUAGUGGUUAUUUUCGUGAUUAUCUUCUCUUUUUAUUUGAAAAAAAGCCCAAGUGAGUUCAUUUUAUGUAUACAUAUACAUUAUUUACAUCGUACUUUGGCUGUAUCAUUACAAAUACUACAUAUAGUAGUCUGUAUAGCUAUAUUAUAUGCAAAGUAAAUUUAAAACAAGAGACAUUUCUGCCAAACGUGAAUCUCAAAAAAGAUCAGACUACACGUUCCUAAAAAUAUAAACUUUCCCGAAAGUUUGUCAUUGACGUGUAUAUAUUUAAACAAGUUUCCUCACAUAAAAAAGAAUACCUUACCAGGUCUUUCAACAAGAAAUCGUAGGGUCAUAUUCCUUGUAUAACACUUUUGGGAAUUUUCUAAAUGACCUAUAUCACGAUUUUAGGGGUACUUUUAU